This is a messenger RNA of Iphiclides podalirius (scarce swallowtail), 297 nucleotides long. Lineage: Eukaryota; Metazoa; Arthropoda; Insecta; Lepidoptera; Papilionidae. The record is from the annotation of a GenBank genome assembly.
AUGAUUACAGGGAAGGAGAGCGCCGGUGCACGGCGUGUGGCCAAUUGGGUGGCGGUGGCGUCGGUGGUGGUGGUGGUGGUGGUGGUGGUGGUGGUGGUGGUGGUGGUGGCGCCGGGCGGGUGCAGCGAGGGCGCCAGCGCUCCGGUGACCUACAUCGGCGACGUUAAUCGUAUCACGAGGCAGGAAGGCGAAGUGGAGUGCUGGCGUGGCGUGCCCCACGGCCGUACCACUCUUGUAAUUAAGUUUGAGCCCUUCGAGGUAAUACAUUUCGAGGUAAAGUACUCUAUGUUAGCACUG